AUGCUAUUUACGUUUUUAAUCCCUUCCCCCCGCACCCCCCCGCCUCCCCCCCAAGCUUCCUUACUUCCUUCAGCUUAUAACUUCGGCAGUGCCCCGCCCCGCCUGCAGUACGCCCCGACCCCCAUCGAUUUCUAUGUAAGGAUUCUUCCUCGAAAACCGGCACCUCCUAACGCUCAGUUUUCCCACAUUCCUUUAUCCAUACCUUUCUCACCCGCAGGCACGACUGUGUCUUCAGCAACCUCUCGCGACCCCUCUCCGUUUCGUCACUGCUCCUUGCAGUCUCCUCAGUUCCUUGUCCACCCGGCUGACUCCACAACAAGUCCGCAGGGAUCUCAUGCUCUCCCUUCUUGUUUAAAACCCACUCGUCUACAACGUCACAGCAUGCUUGUUUCUUCUUUGACUCUCUCCAAGUUUCACAUCCUACCUACGUCUGCCGUCGUUUCUCCUCUUCACCCUUUAUAAUUCCCACGUGCAGUCGUCAUCCCAGCCCCCUCCACGACUCUCUCUCACCUUGGCCGACGACUCACGUCCCAUCACCUUAACAGCGCUGCAACUUUCAAACUCUUCACCAUUCUUCAACCACACUCCCACCCGUCCCUUACCCAAGCGCUUCACCAUUCGGACCGCUGCUACAGAGUGCAGGCCCCCAUAGCCUCUACUCGUUUGCCCAACCUGGAGCGCAGCUACUACUGGAACGCCCAAGUUAGGCCCCACAUGUCGAUUCUAUUCGAACCAAGAAUGGCCGCCAACUCUCCGCCGCGUUCCGAUGGCCUCCCCCACUCACUCAGUAGCAACAUUGCUAAAAAGAAGAGGGGCGGCAGGCAACUACGCCAAGUCGUCCUGUCUCCCGACCUGAAGUUUUCCAUUCGUCAAUUCGCUGGAGAAGUCGGGACGCCAAAGCUAAUGGAGCCCACCGGAUUUCGUGACUUUCGCGGCUGGCUUGAACGCGUCGCUGGGCCCUUGGCAAGAGGGUCGUGGUUCAAACUCGUUCACGCCAUGAUGGAAGAGACUGCUGGCGAUCGUUUUCGAAUUAUGUUCAUCAAGGAGGAGGUGGUUCGUGAUAUUGUCCGAGCAAUUGUCGUUCCUAAACCGGGGGAGAGCGCCAAACUGGUCAGUACCAACUGUGGGAGACAAUGUGCCCGCCCGCGCUCUGGGAAUACGCUUAUGACCAUUCUCGAACGAGUCCUCGUCGAGAAGGGAAUUGUCUCCGAGGCCGAUAUUGAAAUGUUCAUGCGCGAUCGUGCGGCGGCUCCGCACACAUACAUGUACCGCGACCUACAUCAUCAACAGCAACACGCUGUUCGGGCUUCCGUGCCGUCAACUCCGUACUCAUCAGGGCAUCGAAGCAUGUCUGUGGAGGCAAUCACAAGCGCGCCUGAACCUCGCGUGUCACAGGCAUUCAGAUACCCAUUUCCACCCCCUCCGCACCGAGCGAGCCUUGCCCCCCCAUAUCGCCCGAACCCCGAACUUGGAUAUCGACCAGGCCCAAGCGCCUCAGCAAGAUCGCUGCCACCAAUACAUUUUCAUGCCGUAGAGGGACGAAGCACAUUACCGGGUAGCGCCGAGGCUUCUUCUACUUCGACGGGACUUGUGUACUCAGCGAGUUCGCCCCAGACGUCAUCAAGUCGAUUUCCUUUUACCGGAGUGGGAACAUCUGGUUCACCAUUGCAUGCUCCACUGCCGCCUAAUGCAGCAACUAACCAAGAGCGACUGCCUUCAUUCAGGGAGCUUGAAGACUCGCUGGGACAAGAACGGAACUCGUAGCCCUCCCAAGUGGGCGCUUUUGUUCGAAGCUACUGGAAACACAUGGACCCGCCUGUUGUCCUCAACUACAUAUCGUCUACCCUACGGCAAACCCCCUUUUUUCAUUCUUUUUUGUUUGCAGGAGAAGAGCUUUUGGGAAGCAAAUAUAACGAACUGCUAACUCGGCAACAGCCAGAUUCUAGCUACCUUAUGUCGUCGGCGCGACCUGUUCUGGCGUGCGACACCAAAGUCGCGAUAAUUUCAACUUGCAUACGUAAAACAAAUAGUUUCUUG
Molecule: messenger RNA, 2037 nt
Organism: Chondrus crispus (carragheen)
Lineage: Eukaryota; Rhodophyta; Florideophyceae; Gigartinales; Gigartinaceae
Exons: 2
Coding region: 1-462 (153 amino acids)
Source: RefSeq, a predicted model, not a curated record